GCCAGGAAAGCUAUGCUACAUAUAUAUAACGGUUAGAGAAUAUCUAGGUCAUGCAGAUGUCUUUGUUGUUUUAGAUACACAUGCAGUGUGUCUGCUUGUCUGUUACGAACGCCUGGUUCCAAAGUAUAAACUGACAGAUAAGAAGUUGUACUGUUGACUAAAAUGAUCAAGCGUCAUAUCUAUGUGAUGUAGUGGUACGAUUUUUUUGUUGCAGCUCUUUUGCAAGGGUCUUUAAGGAUCAGCUCCAGUCUCUCUGUGGAUUACUAGUCAUUGCUGGACAUAAACAUGGACGCAAUAUUUCAGUUUGACCCUAAGAACCCGGGCUUGACACAGGAGAUGAAGGACAAAUACAACGAGUAUGGCUACUUCAUCUUAAGAAACGUCCUGGAUGCCGAGGAGAUGAAGAAAAUGAAACACGUUCUGGAAAACAAUGAGGAGAUCAAGAAGAACACGUACGGCAUUGCCGACAGCGAGGGGACCCACACUCGGGUUUGUAUCUGGAGUCACCCCGGAAAUGACGUGAGCGGAAUGGUUGCGAGGUCUGAGAAAAUAGCCGGAUACUGCGAGGAGUUGCUGGACGGCGGAGAAGUGUACCACUACCAUACCAAAUUCAUGAUGAAGAAUGCUAAAGUCGGGGGACGAUUCGAAUGGCACCAGGAUUACGGAUACUGGUACAAGAAUGGCUGUCUGUUCCCGCAGAUCGCCUCCGUUAUGAUGGCCGUGGACCGGUGUGACAAAGAGAACGGUUGUCUUCAGGUACUUCGUGGCUCUCACAAAUGUGGCCGUAUCGAUCAUAACUUUGUGGGGGGACAGACUGGAGCAGACCCGGUGAGGGUACAGGAAAUUGCCAAGAAAUGUCCCCUCGAUUACGUCAUAAUGGACCCAGGAGACGCCCUAUAUUUCGACUGUAAUUUACUGCACAAGAGCAACGCCAACCCGAGUGACAAGAGACGCUGGGCCAUCGUGUUCUCUUACAACCUCAAGUCUAACGACCCUGUCUACAAACAUCACCACCCUAACUACACGCCAAUGACGAAGGUACCCAACUCGGCUAUCAUUGAGUGCACCAACCUGGGCGAAGACAUGUCUGGUAAAGACUUUCUGGAUCCUUCCACUGACAAGACGGUUAAGGCCGACAAGUGAUGACAUCAAGUUCAAGGUCGAACUGCAAAAAUGGCCAAGGCUGAUGCGAGGGUCAAGACCGAAAAGUAAAGAUGGAGCAAGGUCAAAUGUGAAUAUACUUACUUGGAAACAAGUAAAGAUAUAAUACACGUAAUG
Messenger RNA from Liolophura sinensis, 1278 nucleotides. Its product is annotated as L-proline trans-4-hydroxylase-like. The record is from RefSeq and is a predicted model, not a curated record. Lineage: Eukaryota; Metazoa; Mollusca; Polyplacophora; Chitonida; Chitonidae. The transcript has 9 exons. The coding region runs from base 286 to 1143 and encodes 285 amino acids.